This is a messenger RNA of Phyllopteryx taeniolatus (common seadragon), 6713 nucleotides long. RefSeq names its product cytoplasmic polyadenylation element binding protein 4b (gene cpeb4b). Lineage: Eukaryota; Metazoa; Chordata; Actinopteri; Syngnathiformes; Syngnathidae. The record is from RefSeq and is a predicted model, not a curated record. Gene Ontology annotation, molecular function: mRNA 3'-UTR binding; translation factor activity, RNA binding; ribosome binding. Gene Ontology annotation, biological process: negative regulation of cytoplasmic translation. Gene Ontology annotation, cellular component: neuron projection; cytoplasm; nucleus. The transcript is spliced from 11 exons. Bases 487 to 2739 code for a protein of 750 amino acids.
GAUCCCUCACUGUCAUUCGGCCACGGUCGGCUUCAGGAGAAGGGGGGCAAGCCAAAGCUCACUCACUCACUCACACAAGGACUCAGGCUGGAUAAAAAUACUGAAGCCAAGCUUAAAAUGAAACCGACCGAAUAAGGCUUGCGACGCAUCCCGCACCCGAGCGCUUUUGACGCGUUGCCAAGCCUUUAGCGAAGCCACUUCGUUCGGAUGACACGGUCCACAUUCGAGGCAAAGCGGUGUCAUUGAGCAGGCAGGACACGUCAAGAGAAGGGAGGAGGAGGAGGAAAAAAAAAAAAAAAAAGCUGACCGACCACUGUACGACUCAGCUAUUAAAUCGCCUCCGCCGGCCUUAAGACAUCCUUUCAAGGACACCAGCCUGCUGUCAAGCCGACGCAAGACGGAAGACGUUGCCGAGGUCGGAGGUGGUGAUCAAAAAGGAAAAAUCGAUCACGGGAUACUAUUUGUGUGUGUGGGGGGAGCAAACAAAUGGGGGAUUACGGGUUCGGAGUCCUAGUUCAAAACAACACUGGCAACAAGUCUGCGUUCCCGGUCCGAAUCCACCCGCAUCUGCAACCCCCGCACCACCACCAAAAUGUGUCGCAGAGCCCCGCUGCGUUCAUAAACAGUACCACCGCCGCAGGGAAUGGCACCACGGCGGGCUCUCCCUGGCUCUUCCCUGCCUCGGCCACCCACAGCAGUGUGCAAGACGAAAUCCUGGGCGCGUCCGAGAAGCCCAAAGCGCAGCAGCAACAAGAAAUGCAAGAAACGCAAGAAAAGCAGCUGUCCCCUGGGAGUCACCAGGAGGGUGUUGGCGGCGGGGGCGGGAUCAUUUCAGAACUGGAAAAAGCCCGGUCGGAGGAUGGCAAGACGGACAACGGCUCGCCUGAAGGCAGUACCGGGAAAGAGAAGCAGAUCCGCCUCGAGUCCCCGGUUCUGACAGGCUUCGAUUACCAGGAGACAUCCGCUUUGGGAGGCCCGGUCCAGUCCAGCGCCACCUCUUCAUCUCUCACCGGCUUCAACAACUGGUCGGCGGCCAUCCCGCCGGCGCCGUCGACCAUCAUCAAUGAGGAUGUCAGCUUCUUUAACCCGGCCUCUGCCAACAACGGCACGCUGCUGUUCCAGAACUUCUCCCAUCACGUCAGCCCGGGCUUCGGCGGCAACUUCUCCCCUCAGAUAGGACCGGCCGCAGCCCUUUCGCAGCACCACCCGGCUCCCCCGCCGCACCCCCACUUCCAGCACCCCCACAACCAGCACCAGCAGCACCGGCGCUCACCCGCCUCCCCGCACCCUCCUCCGCCCUUUCCGCACAGGAAUCCGCCCUUCAACCAGUUGCCGCAUUUGUCCAACAGCCUGAGCAAGCCCCCGUCCCCCUGGGGCCCAGCCAACUACCAGAGCCCCUCUCCCUCCCCAGGCUCCUCAACCUCCUGGAGUCCAGGAGGCGGCUACGGAAGCGGCGGCGGUGGCUGGGGAGGAUCUCAGGGCCGAGACUAUCGCCGAGGUCUCAAUGGUGGCAUGACGCCCAUCAACUCCAUCUCGCCACUGAAGAAGACCUUCCUGAAUAACCACGUGGCAUCCCAGAAGUACCCUCGCAACAGUCCUGCCGGCUUCAACCCCAAGUCCUGGAUGGAUGACUGCGUCGGCCGCAGUGAUAACAUCUUCCCUUUCCAGGAACGCACCAGGUCAUUUGACAGCUUCAACAUGAACACUCUGGAGAGCUCCCUGAUCGACAUCAUGCGGGCUGAGCAGGACAACCUGAAAGGUCGUCUGGGGUUCCCCCAUCCUGGCGGGGACAACCCGCUGCCCCUCAAUGCCAGGAGUUAUAGCAGGAGACGAGGCCAUUCCUCCCUCUUUCCCAUGGAGGAUGGCUUCCCUGAUGACGAGCGUGGCGAUCAGGGUCUGGCAGGCCUGGGCUCUCCACACUGCUUUCCUCACCAGAAUGGCGAACGCGUAGAGCGCUACUCACGCAAGGUCUUUGUGGGAGGAUUGCCCCCAGAUAUAGAUGAAGAUGAGAUAACUGCCAGUUUCCGGCGUUUUGGACACCUAUUUGUCGACUGGCCUCACAAAGCUGAGAGCAAAUCUUAUUUCCCUCCAAAAGGCUACGCCUUCCUGCUCUUCCAGGACGAGAGCUCCGUGCAGGCUCUGAUCGACGCCUGCAUCGAAGAGGACGGCAAGUUGUACCUGUGCGUGUCCAGCCCCACCAUCAAAGACAAGCCGGUCCAGAUCCGCCCAUGGAACUUGAACGACAGUGAUUUUGUGAUGGACGGAUCUCAGCCUUUGGACCCCAGGAAAACAAUUUUUGUUGGAGGUGUCCCUCGCCCGCUGCGUGCAGUGGAGCUGGCCAUGAUCAUGGACCGUCUUUAUGGUGGUGUCUGCUACGCCGGCAUCGACACGGAUCCCGAGCUGAAGUACCCGAAAGGAGCUGGGCGGGUCGCCUUCUCUAAUCAGCAGAGCUACAUUGCUGCUAUCAGUGCUCGCUUUGUGCAGCUGCAGCAUGGAGAAAUCGAUAAACGGGUGGAAGUGAAGCCAUACGUGCUGGACGACCAGCUGUGCGACGAGUGCCAGGGGACUCGCUGCGGCGGCAAGUUUGCGCCGUUCUUCUGCGCCAACGUCACCUGCCUGCAGUACUACUGCGAGUACUGCUGGGCGGCCAUCCACUCGCGCGCUGGCCGCGAGUUCCACAAGCCGCUGGUGAAGGAGGGCGGCGACCGGCCACGUCACAUCUCGUUCCGCUGGAACUGAGCGGCGGCGGGCGAGCGGGCGGGCGGGCGGGCCGGCAGCAAACGGGGGGAGCAGGAUGGCAAGGUAGUGCAGGAGUCGCAAAAUCAUUUAACGAAUAAAUGCACUUUUCUGUUGCUGGUUCCUUUUCGCUCAACCUUUUUUUUAGUUAAUAUUUAUAUUUUCACGAGAGAAAACAGGAUUUAUAUCUUAAGUAUGUCCAGCAAGGAAAAACAAGUGUAACAUGUUUUGUUUUAUUUUUUUAAAUGAUUGUUACCCCCCAAAAAAGCAUAUGUAGGAAAGUUAGUGUGCUAUGGUACUCUGCUAUUUGAUUGGCAUGCUUUUCUUCAUGUAUUUUGGUUUUAUGUUUUUAUAUAAGAGGCCCCCCAAAUGAAUACUCUUUGAUUAUGACAUUUUGUAGCAGAGCUCGUUUUAGUUUUCUCCAAGACACCAAUGCGAGGCUCCAGAGUAAAUGUGAAUUGGAAAAAAAAGGUGUUGCUGAAGAAGAGUGCACUUAUUUCACAUUUUAGAAUAUACCAGUAUACCCUUAGUUGAUAACCAAAGCUGUUUUAUUAGCUCGCGGCACAGGAUAGAGAAGCCCUGAAAGCCGAACACUCUCUCUCUCUUUCUCUCUCUCUUACUCAGAAAAAAUAAGAUCUCGACACAUAAUAAUUUCGAUCUCCAUCUUGACAUGCAAAAACUAAUACCUCAAACUCAGCUGCUAAUGUGCCGGAUGCAGUUAAAAAAGAAAAAGAAGAGCAAGUCACAAACGCCUGCCCGUGUUCUCGUGUUUUUCUGGGCGGAGCUACGAUGUUACUCGCACACUUUUUGUACUCGCUAGCUUCGUCACCUCCUUUUUAUUUUUGUAACGGAAAACCUACGCGGUCGUGCGCAGAGUGCAUUACGGGAAUGUAUGGCAAUGGGAGGCUACGGGCCCCCUUCUCCCCCCCCCCCCCCCCCCCCCCUCCCACUCCUCACUUUUAGAUCCAGAACCCGACCACAUUGGUCACAACUACAAAAAAACAAAACAAAACAAAAACAAGGCAAAAAAAUCGCAAAGCUCUGUUUUACACCCAAAAGUCAACCAAGCAGUUCAAAUCCUAAAUUCUAUUCAGCAUCUGUGUUUUUUGAAGCAUAACUGAAGAUAGUCUACUACGAUACACACACUUGAGGAGGCCCACCCUUAAGUCCAGCAGGUUGGGGAACCAAAGAUGGCUGUGCAUUAGUAGGUCGCAUUGUAGCUCAUUUCCUCUUUCGAUUUUUCCAAAUCUGUCACUUGUGUCCACCGUCAAGCGCCCCCCUGAAGGACUCCCGAGAACCAAAGAUUGGUCUUAACAACAACAACAAAAAAGUUAGCAGUGCAGUAAAACCCCAUCGGCUGGAAACGGCGACCUUAUAUGGACUUCCUCCCCUUGCCCCCCCCCCCAAAAACAAACAAAAGUGCACAUUCACGCAGUGGAAGUCAAAAGACAAAAUCCUCCCAUUUUGGUAGUGGAGGAGUGCAGAGAAAACUUGAUUUUGCUCAUGAGCGAGGAUCCUCAUAUGGCUUUUUGCACCUGGGAUAUUUUCAAACACUUUGUGAAGAAUUUGCUGUUCAAAAUGAGACGAUGAGAAAAUUAUUUUAUACACGGCCUGCUGAUUUUUUGGAACAGUGUUUUCUAGCUAAAUUAUUUUGUCAUGCACAUAUAAGCAUUUAUUAUGCACUACUUUUCUAAAUAUCUUUUUUCUUUUUAUUUCCGACAGUCAUUUUAGGCACAUUUUUCACAAAUAUGGGGAAACUCCUUUUUGCAAUACCUCAAUUUUUUCACAUUGUGAAAGGUAGCUUUUGUACUUUUGUUACUGAGAGAUCUGCAUAUAUGGAAAUGUUCAUUUUAAAGAAGAAGAAAAAAACAGAAAAGCAGAGCGAUUUCAAGAUAUAUGAUAUUAUUUUCAAUUAUGCUUUUUAUACAUUUCAGUGCUGAGGACUCUUUCCAACUCUUAAGUGCGACGUCACAUCUACCGAUGACGAGACCAAAGUGUAUCCGCUCACUUGGUCUUCUUAGCUUUUCCUACGCUCAAUGUUUCCACUCGGUAAUGACUAGUCAUACUAAUAUAAUAGCAUGGUGAGAAAUCAUUGAAGAAGAAAAAAAAGUUGUGAUCUUAAAACACAAUGUUAAACAUGACCUUUCCUCUCCGUACUCAACCCUAUUUCCUCAAAUAGUGGCCGCUCCUUUGCCUAGCCCUUUGAACUCUGUUGCUAAUCGAAACAGCAGCACCUACUGAGGCAUGUAAACAGUUUGUCAGAUGAUUAAAAAAGUGUGGAGACACUAGUAAGUCAGUAAAUAAAGGCCUCCCCCGUAAUAGAUGCCUCCCUCAAUCUGGAGUAAAUAGACCUUAUACCCCAAACUGCAGUUAGAGGUCUCCCCACGUUUGUGCUUCCCCCAACCUGCAGUGGAGAAAAUGCCCCUAACCUAUUAGACGCCUCAUAAUCUUCAACUGCGAGAAUAAAGGCCUCCCCAUCUCCUGGCCACUAUAUGAGGGAAUAUGGUAUCGGGGGAGAAUACAAAAACAUUAAGUUUGGACACUUAAUGCUGAUUCUCGUAUUACAAGAAUGGAUGUUUGGUGUUUAGAUAUUUUAAUAUUUGAAGAAAAAAACUAUGAAUAUAUAUAUAUAUAUAUAUAGAUAUAUAUAUAUUCUUGAACUUGCCAACUAGCACCUAUCGUAAUCCUUAGCAUGCAUGACGACAAAAAAAAAAAAAAGACUGAAAGAAGCGCAGAAAUGAGGUGAAUUAGCUCUGAAAUUUAACUGUUGUGGUGUGCACCAAAUGUUUCUGGACUAUGACGUUGUUAAGGAGAACCCCGACCUCAACCCCUCUAUCACAAACCCUUCUGUCCUUACCACCCUCCACCCACCCGCCCCUCACAUAUUGGCAGACCUCAGCGGGAUGCGCGUUAACACAAAAACAAAUAGGCGAGCGUGAACGUUUCGGACUCGAGUAUCCUUCUAGAACACUGUUGGAGGAAAAAAAAAAAAAUAGUGCGGAUAAGAAAAAGACUUUACCUACGCAGAGGAAGGGGAGCUUAAAGACUUGAAUGUGGUAAAAGAAAAGAAUUUAAAAAAUGUUGCAAGUUAACUUUCAAGUUGUUAUGUGCAAUACUUCUUUUGAACCUUUUUCCAGACAAAAGACUCUUUGCAAUGUAAUUCUUUCAAAUGCCAUUUUUAAUUAUUGAAGACAUUUAAUUAAAGAAGAUGUUAUGUUUUUUCACAGUCAUUUUCUACUGUUUAAUGUAAUCCUUUUCAUGCUGGUGUUUGUAAAAAAAAAAAGAAAUAAAUGAAAUCCAACUAUUUGUACUAAUAUAAAUAAUUGAAGUUAUUUUUAAAACAUUAAAAAGGGUUUUUGUGCUCAUUUGCUUUUUUUUGGUUUAUUUUAAGCUACUGUGAUUGAUUCCAUUGUAAUUAUUAGGUCAACAAUGUAUUUAGCUGUUUAUUGGUAUAUUUUUAAUUGGAAUGUAUAAUUGAUUUUUAUAAUUUUGAUCAGAUUUUUGUUAUAUUUUUGAGGUGAAGCUUUUAAUAUGUUAAAGUGUCUAGUUUUUACUAAUUGCUAUAUUGUGCUCCACAAUAUAUGGUUCACAUUUUCUGAAGGAAAAUAAAUAUUUAAAUAUAUGUCUGUUAAUGUUACUUAAUGGCAAGAUUUCAAUAGUUUUUAACUGUGUAUGGGAAGGUUUGUUGUAUUUAUUAAUAGCAUUUUUUUUUUUUACUUCAGAUAUCACCUUAAUUUUUAUUGUCAUUUCACUUUAUAAGUUCCUAUUUUUGUAUUUUCCUUUCUAAUGAUUAAGUUAUGUAAUACGGAUAUGUCCAUAUUUCUAGGAGUUGGUCUGUAGAAGUGCUAGUGAAACGGAAAAGAAAAAUCUGUUAUUUAAUUGUUUGCGGCCAACUAUUUAUAUAACAGUAUGCAUAAUUUUUCAAUAUUUGUAAUGUGAAAUGUUGAAUGAAAUAAAUCUUAACUGUGAUGAAUAUG